Messenger RNA from Gamsiella multidivaricata, 1456 nucleotides. Its product is annotated as tubulin gamma chain. The record is from RefSeq and is a predicted model, not a curated record. Gene Ontology annotation, biological process: meiotic spindle organization; microtubule nucleation; mitotic spindle organization. The transcript is spliced from 7 exons. Lineage: Eukaryota; Fungi; Mortierellomycota; Mortierellomycetes; Mortierellales; Mortierellaceae. Gene Ontology annotation, cellular component: gamma-tubulin complex; nucleus; centrosome. The coding region runs from base 75 to 1421 and encodes 448 amino acids. Gene Ontology annotation, molecular function: GTP binding; structural constituent of cytoskeleton.
AGUGCAAGAGCCGUGGCCCUACAGGGCCAUCCAUCGAUCCUUUCCCUCGAUUCAACAACCCGUAGACAACAACGAUGCCGCGCGAAAUCAUCACCAUCCAGGCAGGGCAGUGCGGCAACCAGAUCGGACAGGAGUUCUGGGGACAAUUGUGUGCGGAACAUGGUAUCAGUCGGGAUGGCACCCUUGAGGACUUUGCUACUGAGACAGGGGACAGGAAGGAUGUUUUUUUUUAUCAGGCAGAUGACGAGCACUACAUUCCACGCGCCAUCCUCAUAGACCUCGAACCUAGGGUCAUCAAUACCAUCACAACAUCAGCAUACGCCAACCUAUAUAACCCCGAGAACAUCUUUCUUUCCAAGGAUGGGGGCGGAGCAGGAAACAACUGGUCGCUCGGAUACGGCGCCGGGGAGCGCGAGGCAGAGGAAAUUCUGGAAAAGCUUGACAGAGAAGCUGACGGAAGUGAUUCGCUUGAGGGGUUCAUGCUUUUGCACUCGAUCGCAGGUGGAACAGGAUCAGGGCUAGGCUCGUUUCUCCUGGAGCGGCUGAACGACCGAUAUCCCAAAAAGCUGAUCCAAACGUACUCAGUUUUCCCCAACAACGAGGAAAUGUCGGAUGUUGUGGUCCAGCCUUACAACAGUAUGCUAAGUUUGAAGCGGUUGACGCAGAAUGCGGACUGUGUCGUUGUGCUGGACAAUGCCGCUCUAACACGGAUUGCUUGUGACCGUUUGCAUAUCGCCAACCCGACCUUUGCGCAAACCAACCAGCUGGUCUCAACGGUCAUGUCGGCAAGCACGACAACGCUGCGAUACCCAGGAUAUAUGAACAACGACCUCGUUGGCAUGAUUGCAUCCUUGAUUCCAACACCCAAAUGCCACUUCCUUCAGACAUCAUAUACACCCUUCACCAGCGACGGGAUUGACCAAACGAAAUCCGUACGGAAAACAACUGUGUUGGAUGUCAUGCGACGCCUUUUGCAACCCAAGAAUAGGAUGGUCUCAACAACACCCUCGAAAAAGAGCUGUUAUGUGUCCAUCCUAAACAUUAUCCAAGGAGAGGCGGACCCUACCGAUGUCCAUAAGUCAUUACUGCGUAUCAGAGAGAGACGACUGGCAUCGUUUAUUCCUUGGGGCCCAGCAAGUAUUCAAGUUGCACUUACUAAGAAAUCACCCUACGUACAGACCCCCCAUCGAGUGAGCGGCCUCAUGCUAGCCAACCACACUAGCAUUGCAUCUCUAUUCCAACGGACAUGCGACCAGUUUGACAAGCUGAGAAAACGCAACGCAUUCUUGGAGCCAUACCGUCAAGGAUCGUUGUUUCAGGAUGGACUGGAGGAGUUUGAUGAGUCCAGGGAGGUGGUCCAGGAUCUGAUCAACGAGUAUGAGGCAUGCGAGAACCCGGAUUAUGUCAAUUACGGACAGUGAGAAAGUAAUAAAGCAUUCGUGCAAGUUAUCAAUCC